Molecule: messenger RNA, 444 nt
Organism: Lactuca virosa
Lineage: Eukaryota; Viridiplantae; Streptophyta; Magnoliopsida; Asterales; Asteraceae
Source: the annotation of a GenBank genome assembly
AUGGCAAAUAUUGGUGCCCUUGCAACAACAACUUUGCUUUGCCUGAGCAUAUUGCUGGAGUCAUCACUUCUACUUGAAGUUGCGGCUGCCCCUCAUAUCGGAUAUCCAAGCCUAUAUUAUGGUGAUCGGCCUUGUUUACCAAAAGAUCGUAGACCUUCAUGCAAGCCUCCUCCUACACCCAUUGGUAGAGGGCACUAUGGAAGAAGAUGUGAUAAAUGGUGUGACAGGGCGCAUGUUGUGAGAGUAGCAGAUUUUUUUUUUAAGAGAAGAAGGAAAUAUUGUUUUGAUGUCGAAUGUCGGUCCAACUUAUCGAGAGGAUUAAACUGGAACCUUCCUCUCCUAUGUAACCCCCAAAAUCUGCAAUUUACGACGAGCAGGGUUCUCAAAUCUCCAUUAAAUCUCAAUCCCACUAUCUACAAAACCAGAGCUUCUCAGUUUGAAUAA